AUGGACCGAAAAUGGAUGUUUGCUAGUCGAUUAUCAAAAGAAUACGAGGAUGGGGUGAAAGAGUUUCGUAGAUUUGCUGUUGAGCAUGCAAAAACCCCUAGUAGAAUCAUCUGUCCUUGCUUUCAGUGUUGUCAUUUAAAGGUAGUGAAUGCAGAUGAGUUAGAAGAGCAUUUAAUAUGCAAUGGAAUUGAUAAAAGUUAUUCAUGCUGGACCAAACAUGGUGAAAAUAUAAAAAAUCAUAUAAAUAAUGAUGUUCAUCAUAAUACAAGUUAUACACCGAUANAGACUGACACAACAUAUGAGUUAGAUGACCUUGAGGAGAUUGUAAACGUAAUCGAAGAAGAUAUGCGCGAUUNUCCUCAAAUGUUUGAUAGGUUGACAAUAGAUGCAAAGACACCAUUGUAUAAUGGUUGUACUAGUUUCACAAGACUAUCAGCAGUCCUAAAAUUAUUCAAUUUNAAAGCACGAAAUGGAUGGUCUGAUACUAGUUUUACUGAAUUACUAUCACUUAUAAAAGAUAUGCUACCUAAUGAUAAUGUGCUUCCUAGUCGAAUGUAUGACGCUAGAAAAAUGUUAAGCUCUAUUGGGAUAAGCUACGAGAAGAUUCAUGCUUGUCCAAAUGAUUGCAUUCUUUUCCGAAAUGAAUAUGCCCCAUUGGAUAAAUGUCCUAAAUGUAUGACAUCGCGCUAUAAGAAAAAUUUAGUGCCGAGCAAAGUGGUAUGGUAUUUUCCUAUAAUAGCAAGAUUUAGGCGCAUGUAUUGUAAUGAAGAAGAUGCAAAGAACUUAAGAUGGCAUGCAGAUGAAAGAAUACAUGAUGGAAAGCUUCGGCACCUUGCAGAUUCUCCUCAAUGGGCAAAAGUUGACCAUGAUUACCUUAAUUUUGGGAAAGAACCACGAAACCUACGUCUUGCUUUGUCUACUGAUGGAAUAAAUCCGCAUGGUCCAAAACAACCAGGGAAUGACAUAGACAUAUACUUGGCACCUCUUAUUGAAGACUUGAAGGAUAUAUGGAACGAAGGUGUAGAGGUGUAUGAUGGGUAUACGGAAGAAAGUUUCACGCUAAGGGCAAUGUUGUUUGGCACAAUUAAUGAUUUUCCGGCAUAUGGUAAUCUAUCUGGAUAUAGUAUCAAAGGGAAGUGUGCAUGCCCUAUAUGUGAAGAUAAUACAGAUUGGGUGCGAUUAGAACAUGGUAAGAAAAAUUUAUUUCUUGGGCAUCAUAGAUUCUUACCUUCAAAGCACCGUUAUCGAGGAUGGAGAAAAGCAUUUAAUGGGAUGACAGAAGAACGUAGAGCUCCAGAAUUGUUGUAUGGUGAUAAAGUUUUUGAAAAAGUAAAGGAUAUAAACAUCAAAUUUGGUAAGCCUUUUGCAAGAGAUCUAGUCACAAGUGGGUGGAAGAAAAAGUCUAUAUUUUUUGAUUUGCCAUAUUGGAAGUCCUUGUACGUUAGACAUUUUCUUGAUGUGAUGCAUAUCGAAAAAAAUGUAUUUGAUAGUGUCAUAGGUACGUUGUUGAAUGUUCCUGGAAAGUCUAAGGAUGGCAUCAAAGCAAGGUUGGACUUAGUUCAAAUGGGAAUUCGAACNGAAUUNNCACCAAUAAAGAAAGGUAAACGUCAAUAUCUACCUCCUGCAGCUCAUACUCUAUCUAGAAAGGAAAAAAUUGUGUUUUGUAAGUUUCUACAAGGAGUUAAAGUUCCAGAAGGGUAUUCAUCAAACAUUAGGAACUUAGUAUCUAUGAAAGAUCUAAAGCUAAUAGGGUUAAAGUCUCAUGACUGUCAUGUUAUGAUGAAGCAUUUGUUACCUAUAGGCAUACNUUCCAUUUUGCCUAAAAAGCUGUGUGACCUUGUGUUUGGUAACACGGUUGUUGCUUCUAGGAUUGAAUCUGCAAAGCGACUAAUAGUUGUUUUUUAG
This is a messenger RNA of Vigna radiata var. radiata (mung bean), 1905 nucleotides long. RefSeq lists its product as uncharacterized. The coding region runs from base 1 to 1905 and encodes 634 amino acids. The record is from RefSeq and is a predicted model, not a curated record. The transcript has 3 exons. Lineage: Eukaryota; Viridiplantae; Streptophyta; Magnoliopsida; Fabales; Fabaceae.